Hemiscyllium ocellatum (epaulette shark) is the source of this 3790-nucleotide messenger RNA. RefSeq names its product solute carrier family 35 member F3b (gene slc35f3b). Gene Ontology annotation, cellular component: membrane. Lineage: Eukaryota; Metazoa; Chordata; Chondrichthyes; Orectolobiformes; Hemiscylliidae. The transcript has 7 exons. Bases 141 to 1481 code for a protein of 446 amino acids. The record is from RefSeq and is a predicted model, not a curated record.
UUGUGUGUUACCUGCUGUAUAUCAGACAGACAUAAACAGCCAGGCUGCCGAGAGGGAUGUGACAGCGAAGGACUGCAUCUCUUCUUGUGUGGCUGGUGAGAUGCAGGGUCGAGCAGUUCCCACACUGCCCUUGAGACGGGAUGACGAUGAAAAAGCAUUCGGCCAGAGUGGCCCCUCUCACUGCCUGCAAUAGUCCGGUGCUAACUCUCACCAAGGUGGAAGGAGAUGAGUGCCCGGCAGAGGCAAGUGGAGGCAAAGGUGGAGCGAGGGCAUCCCGGACAGAAGCAGAUACACGGGCAGAGCCCAGAGGAGGUGGUGGAGGACGGCGUUUAGGCCGCAGGACAGGGCUGGCUUGUUGCCACCAACGCCGCUGCUCUGUCAAGCAGCUGAAGAAGAUCCUCUGGGGCUCAGCGGUUGUCCUCAGCGUCUGCUCAUCCUGGGCAGGCACCAGCCAGCUCGCCAAGAUCACCUUCAGGACCUUCGACGCCCCCUUUGCAGUGACCUGGUUUGCCACCAUCUGGAACAUUCUCUUCUUCCCAUUAUACUAUGUUGGCCACUUUUGGAGUUCAGAAGAGAAACAAUCUCCACGGCAGCGAUUCCGGGAAUGUUGGAGGUUUUUUGGGGACGAUGGUUUGACCAUCAAACUAUUCUUCAGCAGAAUGGCCCCGUUCUGUGUCCUGUGGACUUUAACGAACUACCUGUACUUGCUCGCCCUGAAGAAAAUCAGUGCGACAGAUACUUCUGCUCUGUUCUGCUGCAACAAGGCCUUUGUCUUCCUGCUCUCCUGGAUUGUUCUACGGGACAAAUUCAUGGGCGUUAGGAUAGUGGCCGCCAUCUUUGCCAUUGCAGGGAUAGUGAUGAUAACCUACGCUGAUGGUUUUCACAGUCACUCUGUUAUUGGGAUCACACUGGUUGUAGCAUCAGCAUCCAUGUCAGCUCUUUACAAGGUCUUGUUUAAGAUGCUCCUGGGCAGUGCCAAGUACGGUGAAGCAGCUUUGUUCCUUUCGGUGCUGGGACUUUUCAAUGUCACCUUCGUCACCUUUGUUCCGGUGGCCCUUUACUUCACUGGCGUUGAGUACUGGACCCCAUUCAGCCUCAUUCCUUGGGAGAAACUGUGCGGGAUGGCGACUCUCUUGCUGUCCUUUAACAUCCUGAUGAAUUUUGGGAUUGCUGUCACAUCACCAACUCUGAUCUCGGUGGGAGUGGUCCUCAGUGUCCCUGUGAAUGCUGUGGCUGAUGCCUACUACAGUGACAUUGUGUUCAACAGUGUGCGGGUCAUCGCUGUCCUGAUCAUCUGCCUGGGCUUCCUCCUGUUGCUGCUGCCCGAGGAGUGGGACCGAAUGGCCCUGGACUUCCUGUCCCGCUUCAAGGUCAGGAAGAAGGAGGAGGCUGUUGAGGAGCAGGGAGAAGCUGGCUUCGCAGGACAGAGUCGAAACAAGGGCUCACGAACCUCCACUGCCACGUUUGCACACUCAUUCUAGUCAGUGGCCUGGAAGUUACAACCGAGCUCGUGGUGAUGAUGAAAGGCAAUGAACAGCACACAUGACGAACUCGUGUUCCAUAUGGGGGUCUGUCUGGUAGGGCGGUUGUAACGUAUUGGACAUGUCUGGUCACUUGCAUUUCUCGGGACCCAGUCACAGACUCACGGUCACUGAAGGGGGGGAGGGGUAGUGGAUACCUCUGAAGGGAAACGGUGAGGAAAGGCCACUCAACUUCUGACAUCUUUUUUUUAGUUACUGCCCAGGUUUUCAGCUGGGGAUGGGUGGCUGGUGGUGACCUGACCUCAGGAUGGGGUGAGCUAUGGCAGACCGGUUCUCCCAGCCCAUGGGGUACAGUGCCAACCUGCUCGGAGAUGGCCCAGCUGUAGUAUGGGAGGGGGCUGCGGAGGGGUCGAGGGGUAAGAAAGGUGGUUAAUUCCCUGUUGGUCACCAAAUGCACGUUUCAGCAGAGGCUGCAGUAUUUUGUUUCUGUGACAAAGGUUGAGGUGGAUUUUACAAAGAGUUGAUGAUAACUGAUGCCUGCCUGAGUUCUCCUCUUUGGGAUCUGGGAUUUAUUUUAAUUGGUGUUCCCAACAUGUGGACACUGGCCUAUGUAGUCCACCACUGAAUGUUUAAACUCUUCAUUUUUGUGCCCCAGAACUGCCAGCUGCGUUAUAAGGGCUAGUGACAGGAAGCUGUAUCAUCCUUUUUCUCUGUGGUGACUAUUGGAGGAUUUGAAGUUUAAGGGUGCUAUAAAUAAAGGGUAUCUCGGCAGGAUUGUUAAUGUGCAUGCAGUGGGGGGUUUAAUGAGCACCAUGUAAAGGCAUCAGGGCCUCCGGUCUCUGACAGUGAGAUUGGCAAGAGUGAUUGUCAGCACUUGGCCAGGCAUUAUCACCCACCACACAGUAUACCCACUUCCUAUCCGACCCUACUUUCAAACCAGCCUGUUAUUGGACUCCUCUAUCAGUCAGACAUGAUGCAAUCUAGACUCUUCCCUUUUACACUACAUGUGAGGGGCACUUACAUUGUUUCUUUCAACUGUUACUUACUGAGGCUUGGGAGGGGUGGGAGUGUUGGGGGUGUGGGAUGCUGUGACCCACAGCCAGUCCCUGCUGUUCUCCCUGGUCAUCCUCUGUCGCCCAAAUUGGAGAUUUAGAGGAUUCCACACCUUCUCAAUUCCAGCCCCUCCCUCUCAUAAUGCCUUUCCAAUUCUUGGGAUCACUCUUGCUCAGCCAGGGGAACUUUUAAGAGGUGCUCAUAAAUGUGAAGAUUGUGGGGGGGAAUGUGGUCCUGGGAGAGUUAAACAGGAAAAGUCAUUUUUCCAAAGGAGGACUGGCAUCUUUAGCUAACAACAAAAUUAGAUGUGGAGGGGAUGGGGAGUAUUUGGUAUCUGCGAUUUGCUCACUGCAUUCCAGUUGGGUUUAAUGUGGACAGGGUUUGGACCCACCCCUGAUGAUGUCAGAGGGGUUGUCCCCCAGAGAAGGUGUUAAAUGGAGGUAAGUCUCAGUUGGACAUUGGAAGAAGCGCGAUUACUGCAGACUUCAGUUUAAGGUGUUGCCUCGGACAGUCAGGCACUCACUCUGUCACCCUGAAUGUUCAGUCACUACCCUGGGUGAGCAUCAACCCCUGACCUUCUAACUUAGAGAGGGAGAGUGUUCUCCACUGAGGCUCGAACAAUCUAACCACUCUCCUGUGGUGACCCACUAACCAUGAUGGUCUCUUUAUGACUUAACAAAAAUGUGACACGUUGUGAAAUCAAAUAUUGGUGACCAACACCAAGUCAAUACUACCAGGAUGAUCACAUUAGAACAUCAGAUACUUAGCAGCCUGUGGCCUCUUUGCGAUUUUUACUGACGGAAGCCAUGAGAAAGCAGUUUUAAGUCAAACUUGCAUGUUUUCAUUAACAUAAUCUAAUUUAAUAUGUCUGAAUGUAUGUUUGUGUUUUUUUUACAACAGUCUUAAUGGUGGCUGGAGGUGAAGCAUGAUGUUCAGGUAUUAAACAAAACAUCAGUAAGUGCAUGGUCUUCACUGGCACAACCCAAUCACCAGCCACCACACCAAUCCCCCACUUCCACCUUCCUCCCCCCUCCAAUUCUGAGUCAGACCCUAUUCCAAAGGAUUCUGUCACAAGACUUCACAGGCCUGUGCCCUCUCUCCUGCCAUCAAUCACCUCUCGUGCCCAACCUAUGCCCACCUACCCAGAGCCAGUCAGCAGAACAGCAGACUGUCCAUUCCCUAGUUAUAUAAUACUGUGCUGUCGAUUCACACAAACACAAUAUUUUUAUAACUAAUAAAAGUGUGUAAUAGAAAAA